GUCUGCCAAGCAGUGGUGGCACAAGCCUUUAGUCCCAGCACUCAGGAAGCAGAGGCAGGCAGAUCUCUGAGUUGGAGACCAGCAUGGUCUGUAGAGUUAGUUCUAGGACAGCCUGUUUUUAAAAAGGUAAAAAACAAUCCUGUGAUGUUCUUACACAUCUGUCUUUGCCAGGGAAGGCUGACAAAGAAAAGGGCACCAGUAAGAGCAGCUUCUUUUACCCCUUUAUUACUGACCUGAUGAACCAAGACUUCUCAAAACCACCCUGCGAAACCCCACAGGCAAUUAGCGCAGGGCCUGGAGCUCCAGAUGAGUCACUAAGGCCCUGCCAGAGCUCUGUGUCCCUGAUCCGGUUCUACAUAAUCAAAUACAAUCCGGUUGUAGAUAAUUGGGACAAUGGGGCUGUGUGCUGCGGACAGGGGAGGCCAGGGGAGGAGGCUGCAGGUCAGAGCCAGCACAGGCUGAGGGGAGACCACGGAAGUCAGGUUGGCGCACAGGGCGUGUGCUGAUGGCGCGCCUUCAGUGGGGCGGGGGUCCAGCAGCGAGCUUGACCACGGCAGGGUGAAGUGAGGCGGGGCUUGCAGCUCGGUACAGGAUUGGACAGGAUGGGGGGGGCGCCCCAGAGGCCUCAGCUGCGGGUCUUUCCAGCUGCCAGGUGACUCAACCUCAAAGGCGCGAAAGGGCAAACACGUGAGGUGUGCGGAGGAUGGAGUGAAAGGGGUGUCCCACGUGGGAAAACGGGGCUGUGGGGAGGAGGUGGGACUACUGCAGUUUUUCAGCACACCAUUCUUUCGACGUGGGGGUGGUACGCUCCAGGGGGCGGGACACUCCCCCAGGGCCCAAGAGCUGGGGAAGGUAGGGACCUUGGGCCCCGCCUCUCCUGCCUGCUCGGCCUCGGGCUUCUAAGCACACCGGACGCGGCAGCUGCGCAACCGCCCCAUCGCAGGGUCAUGGAUCUCAGUCCCACCUCGACACCCCACGAGCCUGCCCCGUCUGCCGCUUGACUGGAAGCCCAGGUGCUCAUGAUGGGUCAGUGCUACUACAAUGAGACCAUCGGCUUUUUCUAUAAUAACAGUGGCAAGGAGCUCAGCCUUCAUUGGCGCCCCAAGGAUGUGGUAGUGGUGGCUCUGGGGCUGACAGUCAGUGUACUGGUGUUGCUCACCAAUCUGCUGGUUAUUGCGGCCAUUGCCUCCAACCGGCGCUUCCACCAGCCCAUAUACUACCUGCUCGGCAACUUGGCUGCUGCUGACCUCUUCGCCGGCAUGGCCUACCUCUUUCUCAUGUUCCAUACUGGCCCACGAACUGCCCGGCUCUCCAUCAGAGGCUGGUUCCUGCGACAGGGUCUGCUGGACACCAGCUUGACGGCAUCAGUGGCCACACUGCUGGCCAUCGCUGUAGAACGGCACCGCAGUGUGAUGGCCGUUCAGCUACACAGCCGCCUACCCCGGGCCCGUGUGGUCACACUUAUCGUGGGUGUGUGGGUGGCUGCACUGGGCCUGGGGUUGCUACCUGCACACUUCUGGCACUGCCUCUGUGACUUGAAUAGUUGUUCACGAAUGGUGCCCCUGUUCAGCCGCUCUUACCUGGCUGUGUGGGCCCUGUCCAGCCUUCUGGUCUUCCUGCUUAUGGCAGCUGUCUACACACGCAUUUUCUUCUAUGUGCGUAGACGGGUAGAGCGCAUGGCAGAGCACGUCAGCUGCCAUCCUCGCUACCGAGAGACGACGCUCAGCCUAGUCAAGACUGUUGUCAUCAUCUUGGGGGCAUUUGUGGUGUGCUGGACGCCAGGCCAAGUGGUGCUGCUCCUGGACGGUCUGGACUGUAAAUCCUGCAAUGUCUUGGUUGUGGAGAAGUACUUCCUGCUCCUGGCUGAGGCCAACUCACUGGUCAAUGCAGUGGUGUACUCCUGCCGAGAUGCUGAGAUGCGCCGGACCUUUCGCCACCUCCUCUGCUGCGUGUUCCUCCGCUGGUCCAACCACAAAUCGUCCCGAUACUCAUCUUCUACCCAGACGGGUGCCAGCACCCGGAUCAUGCUUCCUGAGAAUGGCUGCCCACCGGUGGACUCCACCCUUUAGCUUCUUUGGACUGAGGCAGAAGAUGGGGCAGCAAAAGUAUCACCCCACAGCCUCUAGCAGUUUCCUGACUCAGUCCAGCCCAGCAGAUGCAUGGCUUUCAAUACUCCCCAGGCCGCAGAUCUGCCUGCCUCAGAACACAGGGAUUUGGGGUCAUCUCUGUGCACCUGGGAGAUCAUCUGUUGGACUCAAGCGUCCAAACACCAAGAAGGAGUCACCCCCAGAGACCAUCUCACACACCACAGCUGAUGUAAAAGCAUGAGGAUUUUAUUAAUUCUGUCAUGACAGGGUCCCCCAGCAUUCGGGAAGCUGAGAGACCUCAAAUAACUGGUAUAGUCUAUUUUUAAAGGGGCCACAGAAGCAAGGGGGGGUUGUUCUUUGACUAUUCUGAUUGGCUUAUUUGAAAGGGCUAUUACCAAUAAUUGACUGGGGAGCUGUUGCCAGAUCAGAUGAGGUAAGAGGUCAUUUUGACCCCGUUUCCCAGGGGACCAAACCAAAGCAUACGUAUAUGGGUAAUUGUUCAGGAACUGAGUACGUGCGAGUGUAGCUGUUAGGUCCUUGAUUCCCAGGGGAGGAGGGGAAGCACUAUGGCACAGAGGCUGAGAGGAUUCAGAAUGGUCAAAAAUGGCUUCAGGAUCGUCUUAAAGUCUGACACAUCCAAAGGGGCUUGGCAGUCUGGCUCUCAAACAUCUCAGGUUUCACUUAUUUUUGUUUUAAACACGUUUUGUAUUUUUUUCUGUAUAUCUCUGAUAUGUCCUGUGGACUGUUUCUUCCUACAUGGUGCUGUCGGUGUUCAGGGUAGAAGAGGCGAGAGCUGUCCUAGGUUACACCACCCACUGAUGCAGGCUAGACUAUAGGUAUGCUGUCUUUCUGAGGCCAGUUUGGUUUUGGUUUUUUGAAACUGGAUCUUGGGUAACCUAGGCUGGCCUUGAACUCAUUGUGUAGCUGAGGAUGGCCUUGAUCCUUCUGACUUCACCUCCCAAGCGCUGGUAAUUGAAGCUGAUUCCUUGGGAGUUUUGAGCAGUCUCUAAGGGCUCACCUGCCUCCAUUAAUGUGGAGGAAGUACGUGAUACAGGGCGUGCUUUUCCACUCUAAGGUUGCCAAGGUCAUUCAAACAAUCUAUCCCUGUGUCCUGGAAUUAUCUAUCUAUCAUGGCACAGAGUUGGUGAAAAUCCUUUAACAUGGAAUCCCUUGGCCCCAUCUCAUUCCUAUUCUGUGCCCCCCACCUUUUUUUUUUUUUUUUUUUGAGGCAGAGAAUUGUGUGGCCUAGGCCUUAUGUUGCUGCAUCCAUCUUGCCUCUGAAUCCUAUGUGCUGGGAUUAGAGCUAUACUACCUGGCUUCUGCCUCUUUCUGGAGUCUCACUUAUGUUUCCUUCCGCCGAUGCCCUUCUACUGUCCCCCUUUUCAAGAACCUCGAGCGAUUUCUGGCUUGUGUAAGCCUUUUCUUUCUACCUGCCUCCCCCCACCCAUUAUUUUAUUUUAUCUUCUAAGACACAGGAUCUCACAACAUACCUCAAGCCAUCUAACUCACUGUGUAGCUCAGACUAACUUCUAACUCUCAGCUGUCUUCCCGCCUUGACUUCCUGAGUGCUUGAAUGACAAGCCUAAGACACCAUGUCUGACUACACAGCUUGGAAAUGACACAGACAUGCCAGGAGGAAGGGGCUUCAGUGUCCCUAGGAACCUGAAAUGAAGUUUCUGGAACUUUGUACUCCUCAGGCCUGAGAUGAGCCCUUUCCCGCCCCACCUCAGCAGAGGAGCAGGAGUAGUGUUCUCAUUUCGAUUCAGAUGCCGAGCAACAGCAGGAAUGUGGACCUCUGUCUUAUCUGAGGCCAAAUUCUUAAGGCAUUAAAGCAUCUGUUCCCAGAGAACUGGAAAUGAUGCUGUCUCUACAGUGUUCUCCAUUUUCCCACAACUGGGGCCUGGCACAUAUUAGGCUGGUUCCCACCACACAGCUCUGUCACAGGAGCCAUCUCCAAAGAGCAAAUGCCCAUUCCUACCUCUGUGAAGACACAAGACUGAACUGUGGGGCUAGAUAGUUCUUGAUCCUAUGUGGGCAGUGUGUACCUACAGCCUGAGUCUCCCAAGGUGACAACCCAGGAACUGCCAGCUGACCAUUAAGGACUCUGUCCCUACUCCCAUGGACCUCCAGACCUGUUGGACCUUGUCACUUUGCGUAUUGAGGCACCCAAUCAAAUGCUGAAUCGGGGACCCUCUGAUGGACUCCAGAGGUCAGUUGUCUCACCUGGACUUAGGUCUGUCCUACAUCAUCAUCGUCCAGAUUCUGUUGACAGAUUUGUCUUGUCAGCUUUUUAUUUCCUUUUUCCACUUAUGUUACAGUUUUUGUUUUCUUUUUUGACACAAGGAUUUCUAUGUAGCCCUGGCUGUCCUGGAACUCGGUCUAUAGACCAGGCUGGCCUCGAACUCUGUAAGCUGGGAUUAGAGAGUGCCUAGCUGUAUGCAUAUUUUUAUACAAAUGUGGGCAUUCUCAUACCUUUUGGUGCAUGUGGAAGCUAGAGGUUAGUGUCAAGACUCAUCACUGGGAGCUCUGCCCUCUUACUCAAUGAAGCAGGGUCUCCCAACCAAACCCAGAGCUCACUAAAACAGCCAGUCUCGCUGACCAGCUGCUUUGGGCAACCCUUUGUCACUGCCCUCCAAGGCUGGAAUUGCAGUCGGGUCACGCCACCCCUGCAUUUAUGUGGGGUUUUGAGGUUCUGAAUUCACACUUGCGUGGCAGGCGCUUAGCUGCUGAGCCCCCCCAACCCUACCCCACCCCAGCCCAGCUUUUUUCUCUUCAUCUUUCCUCUGCCAGGUGGCACCAAGUUUUUGUCUUUUUUGGCCUGUGGAACUUAUAGUCCUCUCCCUGCCAAAUCAAGCCUGUGUACUGCUAGCCACUGACUGACAUUUUGUACAGGAUACCACUCUUGGCCCCCUUCAAGAGUUCCAUCCCUGUUGCUGGGGCCAAGCCUAUGGUUUCCUUCAUCAGAGGAUUUCCCUUGUUCUUUCAUAUUUGCAUUUCUUGCUGGGUGCCCCUGAAGUAUCCCCAUUGCCCUACCUGCUGCUUGAGUUUCCUCUUCAAUAACAGAAUGAAAUGGGCUACCCAGAAAUGCUAACACUCACCAAGCCUUCAUCUGAAUUUUGUCUCAGAGCAAACAGAUUCUGGGAGGUUCUGUGACUUUGGAGAGGGAUUUGUGUCCCUUUUUCUUCUGCUUGAGGAGCCUGUUGUCAUGUCAUGCAUCCCAAAUGAGAGACAAAAGGCCCAUGAGAGUUUUGUCAGAUUUGGGUACACACCAGAUGCUAGCGUUUGCUAGACCUGGAAUCCUGGGGUUGGAAGGAAUGAGCAGGCCUAAGAUCAGCAGGAAAGGUGUUUUCUGUCAAGCCUGAUAACAUGAGCUCAAUCCCUGGGCCCAUAUGGUAGGAGAGAACCAAGUCAUGAAAGCUGUUCUCUGACCCUCACAUGUGCCAAUGCUUGUGCAUGCAGAUGAGCAUGCGCGCGCGCAAAGACAUAUUUAAAAGCAAUGUACAGCCGAGCAGUGACGGCACAUGCCUUUAAUCCCAGAACUUGGGAGGCAGAGGCAAGCGGAUCUCUGUGAGUUCAAGGCCAACCUGGUCUACAGAAUGAGUUCCAAAGCUACAGAGAAACCCCGUCUCGGUAAAAACCAAACCAAAACAAGCAAAAAAUGAACAAAACAAGUCUUCCAGGACUGGAGAAAUGGUUCAGUAGUUAAGAGCACCCAGGUUCAAUUCCCAGCACCCACAUGGUAGUUCACAACUAACUCCAGUUCCAGCGGAUCUGACAUCCUCACACCAAUGUACAUUGAAUAAAAUAAUUUUAAAAAACAGAACAGACAGGUUGAGGGCAUUCCUAAACUGGAUCUUGCCAAAAACAACAUAUAGAGCUGACUUUCUCCAGUGGAGAAAAGUGCUUGGUUCUAGCUUCAUUUCUGCUAUCUACACAUAUCUGCAUACUUCUUCCAGUCCCUCAGCUGGAUAUAAGGGAAAUAGAGAGCUUCAGGGAAACGGGUCUGGUGACCAGCCAGAAGGGACCCCCGGGACCCAGGGCUUGUAUAGCUAUUCCUCCAGAUUGAACCACUAGUGUGCUCUUGUAGGAGGAGAGGACAUAUGGGCUGCUUUCCUCAUGAUGAGGGCGGGAGCAUGCUCCUGUAACCCCAAUAAAUUCCCUGGGUCACAAAACUGGACUUGAAAUUGUUUCUUUGGUCAGGCUACCUUAUCAGGGGUGGCUUCCCCCAGAAAAAGGCACAUUGAGGCUCUGAGGUCUGAAGAGCUCUGAGAAAGGCCAGAGGACGAGUGGAGGGCCCUCAGGACUGCCGAAGAUGUGAAGGUACCGUGGCAAGUAACAGGAAUACUGAGGAGCCUGGGACUUGGGUAUGGGAGGCCUUGAAGAAGAGGCAGGACUGGAGUGGGAAUUCUGAGGGACUGGAGAACUUCUGAGGAGGAACCAGAGUGCUGAGGAACUAGCUGGGGUGGUGAAGGAGGUGGAAGCAGGCAACUGGAGUCAAGGGCAUUCUCAACUACUAGUAAAUUUGAUGUCAGCUAGGAAACAGAUGUACUUCAGUUGGUACAGUGUUUGCCUGGUAUGCAUGAAGGCCUGGAUUCCAUCCCUACCACCACACAAAUAGGACAUGAGGCACACACCACAUCCUAGCACUUAGGUAGAUGCAGAAAAACCAGAAGGUCAAAAUCAUGCUCCACUAGCAAAUUCAGUCAAUUUUCAUUAUAUAACAAAUGUGAGGACACCCUGGGCUAUAUGAGACUCUGUCUCAAAUUAUUUAUUUUGAGACAAGGUACUUUGCACAUAGCCCUGAACUGAAACUCACUAUGUAGAGCAGGCUGGCCUCGAACUCACAAGAUCUGCUUCCCUAAUGCUGGGAUUAAAGGCAUGUGCCACUAUGCCCAACAACACGUUUUUGAAAAAGUUCUGAGCGAGGGAGGUGUGCAAGUGGGAGAGGUGAGGAUGCAGGCCUCUGAGGAAGAAACUCAGAGAUGUGUCGGGCUGCCAAACUGGGGGUCA
Messenger RNA from Alexandromys fortis (reed vole), 7097 nucleotides. RefSeq names its product lysophosphatidic acid receptor 2 (gene Lpar2). The record is from RefSeq and is a predicted model, not a curated record. The transcript is spliced from 3 exons. Lineage: Eukaryota; Metazoa; Chordata; Mammalia; Rodentia; Cricetidae. Gene Ontology annotation, molecular function: lysophosphatidic acid receptor activity. Gene Ontology annotation, cellular component: plasma membrane; cytoplasm. Bases 1020 to 2069 code for a protein of 349 amino acids. Gene Ontology annotation, biological process: adenylate cyclase-activating G protein-coupled receptor signaling pathway; regulation of metabolic process.